AUGGCAGAUAUUCCUACAUUUCGCAAUCUGUCUUUAGAGAGACAUGGGAACAUAUUCGUUCUCACCAUGCAGAAACCACCCGAGAACCGAUUGAACUCGUGGUAUUGUCAGGAAAUGAUUCGCGCCUAUCGGACCAUCGAAACACUUCUGGAGCCGAAUUCAGAGGGAGCUGUCAUUACAAGAGGCAAUGAUGCUAAAUUUUGGUGCACUGGAUUGGAGCUGGAUGAGUCCGACAAGAACCCAUUUGCCAACACGGAUGGAUUUUAUCCUCUCAUCCAUACGAUUCUCGACUUCCCAUUUCCAACCGUUGCUUUGCUAACAGGCCAUACAUUUGGUGGUGCUUGUCCAUUGGCAUUAGCCCACGAUUACCGUAUCAUGAACUCACGGAGAGGUUUUAUCUCAAUGCCCCCUGUCAACUUGGGCUUGCACUUUGAUGGGAUCGGAUCACUUCCCCGGCUCAAAUUGCGACCCCAGGUUGCACGUAAGAUGCUUCUUGAAGCACACAGGUGGACACCACAAGAAGCACUAGAAGAUGGCAUUGUGGACGCUAUUGCCGAGCCCGACCGUAUGCUGGAGGAAGCAUUGGAAAUCGCAGCUAAGUGGGCGCCUAAGGCGAAGAUGGGGGUGUAUGCUUUGCUAAGACAGGAGCUUUGGGGCGAGGCAAUUAAGAAGUUUCAGCGAAUAAGCUAUGUGCAUAGUCGAAUGACUUCAGCUCCUGCCAAAGUCAAGAUUUAA
This is a messenger RNA of Penicillium odoratum, 735 nucleotides long. RefSeq names its product enoyl-CoA hydratase/isomerase family protein. Bases 1 to 735 code for a protein of 244 amino acids. NCBI's taxonomy places the organism in Eukaryota, Fungi, Ascomycota, Eurotiomycetes, Eurotiales, Aspergillaceae. Gene Ontology annotation, cellular component: peroxisome. The transcript is spliced from 4 exons. The record is from RefSeq and is a predicted model, not a curated record. Gene Ontology annotation, molecular function: delta(3)-delta(2)-enoyl-CoA isomerase activity; enoyl-CoA hydratase activity. Gene Ontology annotation, biological process: fatty acid beta-oxidation.